GUUGUUGCGUUAAGGAAAAAAGAGAGAGAGAGAGAGGAAAUGAAUCUAGAGGAAUUGACAAUCAUACUCGGAGAAGUCACUCUAUUAAACCUCUUUCGUGGUUAAUGGAGGACAGAGCCAGGAACCUCUAGUUUGUAUACGAGUAUGACCCACUGGCGGCCAUAACGACCACCAUCAACCGUCCCCGUAGUGAGUAUACUAACCGAUUAUAAGCGAUGUUCCUUGUGUUGGUGCUUCACGUCUCUUUACUUCUUAUUCUGCUCUGAAAAUUCAAAUGCCACUUCCCUCCGUUGCAAAGCCAAGGAGAAUCUCUUUACUUUCUGAGUCUCAACAUACAGCGUCCUCUCUCAUUGACUCUACAAUCUUUGCUUCAUCAUCCUUUCCCCAAACCCAAUUCUCAAAUCACCCACCAAAUCCUCAAGGACACCACAAUUCCAAACGACAAGCAUUAACCUUUCCUCCUUUUAAAAGGCUUGUUGGUCAGUGCUUUCACGGGGCACCAGCUUCCUACUAUGCAUCUCUCAUCCAAUCUUGCAUUACUAGAAAGGCAAUCAAACCCGGAAAACAGCUGCAUUCUCACCUGUGCCAAAUGGGUCUUGGAUUUAAUACGUUUUUAGCUACUAAACUGGUCAAUAUGUAUUGUGUUUGCGGUUCUUUAUGGAAUGCCCACCACUUGUUUGAUAGAAUUCCUAAAAGAAAUUUGUUUCUUUGGAAUGUUCUGAUUCGGGGUUACGCGUGGAAUGGCCCGUACGAGGUGGCGAUUGCGUUGUAUAAUCAAAUGUUUGAUUGUGGUCUUGUGCCGGAUAGAUACACGUUCCCAUUUGUGCUGAAAGCUUGUUCGGCACUUUCUGCUAUUGAAGUAGGGAGGAAAAUCCAUGAACGUGUAGUGUAUACCAUGUGUGAAACUGAUGUGUAUGUAGGCGCCGCUCUGAUUGAUAUGUACGCAAAAUGUUGUUGUCCACAGAGCGCCCGGCGAGUGUUUGACAAGAUUGAAGAAAGAGAUGCUGUGCUGUGGAAUUCAAUGCUUGCAGCUUACACGCAAAAUGGGCAUCCAGAUGAAUCGCUUGCUCUGUGCAGCGAGAUGGUGUUGGCGGGCUUGAGGCCAACUGAGGCAACUCUUGUGACCGUCAUAUCUGCUUCAGCAGACAUUGUAGCGCUUCCUGCUGGGAAGGAGCUUCAUGGGUUUAGUUUGAGGAACGGAUUUGAAUCAAAUGACAAGGUGAAAACUGCACUGGUAGAUAUGUAUGCCAAAAGCGGUUCCGUGAAGGUUGCUAGGACUUUGUUUGAGCGACUUGGGGAGAAGAGGGUUGUCUCGUGGAAUGCCAUGAUCACUGGGUAUGCAAUGCAUGGUUAUGCAGCUGAAGCACUGGAUUUGUUUGAGAAGAUGAAAGGAGGCGGCGCUGUGACUGAUCACAUAACUUUUGUGGGGGUCCUAGGGGCUUGUAGCCGUGGGGGCUUGCUCGAUAAAGGGUUGAUGUUUUUUGACUUUAUGGUAAGAGAAUACCAUAUUGAACCCACAGUUCAGCAUUAUACAUGCAUGGUCGAUCUGCUUGGGCAUUGUGGGCAGUUGAAUAAGGCUUACAAUCUUAUAAAGGAAAUGAAGGUGAUGCCAGAUUCUGGUGUAUGGGGUGCUCUGCUGAAUUCAUGUAAAAUUCACGGACAUGUUGAGCUUGCUGAGCUGGCAGUCGAGAAAUUGAUGGAGCUUGAGCCUGAUGAGGCUGGACAUUAUGUGAUCCUAUCAAACAUCUAUGCUCAAGCAGGUAUGUGGGAAGGAGUUGCAAGACUGAGAAAGCUAAUGAUAGACAAGGGAAUUAAGAAAAGCAUUGCGUGUAGCUGGAUUGAAGUGAGAAACAAAGUUCAUGCAUUCCUUUCAGGAGAUACUUCUCAUCCUAAUUCGGCUGCUAUAUACGCGGAACUAAAGAGGUUAGGGGGAUUAAUGGCUGAAGCUGGAUAUGUCCCUAGUACUGAUUCAGUCUUCCACGACGUGGAAGAUGAUGAGAAGACUAAUAUGGUUUGUAGUCACAGCGAGAGGCUAGCAAUUGCCUUUGGGCUGAUAAGUACAGAGCCAGGAACGAGGCUUUUGAUAACUAAGAACCUACGGAUUUGUGAAGAUUGCCACAUUGCAAUCAAGUUCAUCUCGAAAAUCACCGAGAGAGAAAUCACCAUCAGAGAUGUCAAUCGUUACCAUCACUUUAAAGAUGGACUAUGUUCUUGUGGUGAUUAUUGGUGAGUGAAAGAAGCAU
Molecule: messenger RNA, 2243 nt
Organism: Morus notabilis
Lineage: Eukaryota; Viridiplantae; Streptophyta; Magnoliopsida; Rosales; Moraceae
Product: pentatricopeptide repeat-containing protein At4g21065
Exons: 2
Coding region: 275-2230 (651 amino acids)
Biological process (GO): RNA modification
Molecular function (GO): protein binding; zinc ion binding; RNA binding
Source: RefSeq, a predicted model, not a curated record